CUUCCGGGUCGCGGCACGGCCCAGCUCUCCUCGCUCCGCGGCGUCUUCCGGACCCGGAAGCGGCAGCCCUGGCCCGCCGGCGGGGGAGGAGGCGGCGCCCGGCCCGGUCCGGUCCGGCCCGGCCCCACGGAGCGGCGCGGCGGCGAGGCCUGUACAUGUGUCCAUGAAACAAGAUGGAGAGAAGAUAGUAUAGUGAAGUGGUGGACUUGUGGACAGAAUGGCUUUCCUGGACAACCCAACAAUUAUACUUGCUCACAUUCGGCAGUCGCACGUGACCAGUGAUGACACAGGGAUGUGUGAAAUGGUCCUGAUAGAUCACGAUGUCGACCUGGAGAAGUUUAAUCCCUCGUCAGCAUAUGGGGACAGUGGUUCAGAAACACAGGGAAGCAAUGGUGAGACUCAGGGCUAUAUAUAUUCCCAAUCAGUUGAUAUUACCUCAAGCUGGGACUUCGGAAUCAGAAGACGAUCAAACACAGCUCAGAGACUAGAACGUCUGCGGAAAGAGAGACAAAAUCAAAUAAAAUGCAAAAACAUUCAGUGGAAAGACAGAAAUACUUCUUACUCAGCAGAGGAGCUGAGUUCACUUUUUGAAAAAAAGAAUUUCAGAGUAAAAUCUCCGUGUUCUGGGAAGCAGUCAAUAUUAUCUGUGCGACUUGAACAGUGUCCGCUGCAGCUGAAUAACCCCUUCAAUGAGUACUCAAAAUUUGACGGCAAGGGUCAUGUUGGUACAACGGCAACCAAAAAAAUUGAUGUCUACCUCCCACUGCACACAAGCCAAGACAAACUACAGCCCAUGACAGUUGUGACGAUAGCAAAUGCCAAGGUGCAUGACCUGAUUGGACUAAUAUGCUGGCAAUAUACAAGUGAGGGACGGGAACCAAAACUGAACGACAACGUCAAUGCCUACUGUCUCCAUAUUGCUGAGGAUGACGGUGAGGUUGACACAGAUUUUCCACCCUUGGAUUCCAAUGAACCCAUUCACAAGUUUGGCUUCAGCACUCUGGCGCUGGUUGAAAAGUACUCUUCCCCCGGCCUGGCAGCAAAACAGUCGCUCUUUGUUCGCAUAAAUGCUGCUCAUGGAUUCUCACUUAUUCAGGUGGACAGUAUGAAGGUCACCAUGAAGGAUAUCUUACAAAAGGCCUUAAAGAGAAGGAAGGGAUCACAGAGAGGCUCAGGUCCUCAGUAUCGGCUGGAGAAGCAGAGUGAACCUAAUGUCCCAGUAGAUUUAGACUGUACCUUGGAGAGCCAGAGCACUUUGGAAUUCUGCCUUGUCCGGGAGAACAGUAUUUCUGGAGACAAGGUAGAGAUAGACCCUGUUACUAAUCAGAAGGCCAGCACUAAGUUUUGGAUUAAGCAGAAACCCAUUUCAAUCGAUUCUGAACUCCUCUGUGCCUGUGACCUUGUGGAAGAAAAAAGCCCAAGUCAUGCAAUAUUUAAACUUACAUAUCUAAGCAAUCAUGACUAUAAACACCUUUACUUUGAAUCAGAUGCUGCUACUGUCAAUGAAAUUGUACUGAAGGUUAACUAUAUUCUAGAGUCGCGAGCAAGCACAGCCAGAGCAGAUUAUUUUGCUCAGAAACAAAGAAAACUGAGCAGGAGAACAAGCUUUAGCUUCCAGAAGGAGAAGAAAUCGGGACAGCAGUAACGCCUAGCCUCGAGGAGAGCCUGUCUGCCGAAUUCGGAGGAGGAGACGCUCCCCACCGCCCGAGACAGGUGGGAGCCAGGACUGUGGUGCUCCUGCUGCCAACAGGCAGGAGCAGCCGGGGAAGAAAUCUGAAUUAUCCCGUCUCUCAACGGUUGGAAGAUUAGCCCUCGUCGGUGAUGGGAAGUCUCCCCUGUGACAAAAAUAAAGAGCCAUAUCAGCCGGAAAGAAGACUGUUACGCUUCAGGUUCCUUUGAUUAGAAAUAAGAGAAUGACGUAGACUGGCAUCAUUUAAUUACUGUAUUAUGUACAAUCACAAGAAGAGAUGUGAUUACAUAUUAUUUCACAGCCUGGUUAAAAUAAAUUAUAUACAUCUGUAAUACACCCACGUACACACAGGUAUUGCUUGUGACAUGAUCAAAUUUCUAAAAACAAAAUGUAGGACAAAUGUAUCCAUUUUUACUAUUAAUAAACAGAUGUAAUCUUUUUCAAGGUCCAUAUGAUGCACAGUUCUUUUGGGGGGAGGCUGUAGUCCCAGAUGGUUUCACUUCUGUUGCUGAAGUGCAGGAGGCAACCGUGAGCCAGGGAACAGCAGCCAUUGCAGGGGAGCUGAUUUGUGAAGAAACACUGAGACAGUCAAGUCUGUUGUGGUUUGUUUUGUUCAAAAAUAUUUUUAUUUAACUGUGCUUUUCAGCUUUGCAUUCGUUUUAUUGGAAGUUACUUGCUGUAGUCAGCCCGGUGUUUUGAAAACCCAGGCAGCAUCUCUGGGCUGAAAGGUGAGCAUCCUCCGGCCCGCGGCCGCCCGUGGGGUCUGCUCUUCCUCUCAGAGACAGCUUGCACCUGAGGACUGAGAAAUGCCUUCACUUUUUCUUAAUAUUAGUCUUUUAAAAUAAAAAUUAAGACCUACUUUGUACUGAGAUUUGUAACUAUUUUGGCCUUGUCCCUCCUUGGUACAUCAGGGGACACAUGAAUGGGAUUACUGGGAACCAGAGCUGCAUUUUUGGUUCAGUUCACCAGAGGUGUCUUUCAUAAAUCUCUCCCAGUCGCUGAAGCUGGAGCUCUCAGCGCCACUGCUGUGGAUUUUGUAUCAAGGAACUGCCGCCGGUUCCGAGUGGCAUUUGACUACAGCCGGGGCCGCAGGGCGGGUGCAGCGCUGCAGGUCCCACGGGCAGAGCGGGCUCCCUCCGGCCCCCAGCCUCGCUGCCGCAGCCUGGCCUGCAGCACCGUGCCUGGCUUUUGUAUAGAGAAAACUCUGAGCCUUAACACAUAGUUUAGGAACAAACACGAAGGCAGAGAGGUCUGUGUGUCACUUACCUGUUGGGUUGAAGUUCUCGGGUUUUAAAGGUUUAGCCCUCCCGAAGCCAGUGUUGGUGCUGCCUCGGGAGGGGAGCCCUGCCCGCGACGUGGAGGCCGGUCUUCACUGUAGUGUCUUCCAUGAUAACUGCAAAAUGAGAGAAUAUUUUAUAGUAUGAUAUUAAAUUUUUUUAAUAUUUUAUAUGUGCAAAUGCAGCACAGAUGCAAUGGGGAAAGACCUUCAAAUAAUGCAAUGUAAAUGACUCCUUUAACCAACUUUGUGAACUAUUUAACAUUAAAGUUGUUCUGUGAAUGUU
Molecule: messenger RNA, 3252 nt
Organism: Falco peregrinus (peregrine falcon)
Lineage: Eukaryota; Metazoa; Chordata; Aves; Falconiformes; Falconidae
Gene: MAPKAP1
Product: MAPK associated protein 1
Exons: 11
Coding region: 218-1645 (475 amino acids)
Biological process (GO): TORC2 signaling
Cellular component (GO): plasma membrane; TORC2 complex; cytoplasm
Molecular function (GO): phosphatidylinositol-4,5-bisphosphate binding
Source: RefSeq, a predicted model, not a curated record